Molecule: messenger RNA, 6570 nt
Organism: Molossus molossus (Pallas's mastiff bat)
Lineage: Eukaryota; Metazoa; Chordata; Mammalia; Chiroptera; Molossidae
Gene: TRIP11
Product: thyroid hormone receptor interactor 11
Exons: 21
Coding region: 383-6292 (1969 amino acids)
Biological process (GO): Golgi organization; endoplasmic reticulum to Golgi vesicle-mediated transport
Cellular component (GO): Golgi apparatus
Molecular function (GO): small GTPase binding
Source: RefSeq, a predicted model, not a curated record
GAGUGGGUGUCAUGGCGGCCGGCGGGGAGUUGGCAGGAGUUGCCCACAGAACUGGGGGAAGUCACUAAAGCAGAGGAAGAAGUGGCCCAACUGGACGGUGGGAAGUCGUGGGAAUGAGCAGAGACCCCGCGGGGGUGACUGUGUCACAGGAGGCAGGCCCCUGGUAAAGUCCCAGGCCAGGCCUCUGUGUUUCUGUGCAGAACGGGACGUUGGUGGGAGCCCCCCGAAGCCGGCGUUGCCUAGGAACCCCUCACUGUGUGCUCGAAUCCUGAGCGUUUAGAUUUUGGAGCGAAGGCAGCGGUUCGAGGACAUUUGGUGGGAUCGUCCGACGGUGCUGGACGCUUUUUUCGGAGCGGACCAGGUCGUUCUCUAACCCACAGCGAUGUCGUCCUGGCUUGGGGGCUUCGGCUCCGGCUUGGGCCAGUCUCUGGGUCAAGUCGGGGGCAGCCUGGCCUCCCUCACUGGCCAAAUUUCAAACUUUACGAAGGAUAUGCUGAUGGAGGGCACGGAGGAAGUGGAAGCAGAAUUACCUAAUUCUAGGACAAAGGAAAUUGAAGCCACUCAUGCAUUCUUAAGAUUGGAGAAUGAAAGACUUAAGAAACUUUGCUCUGAUCUGGAAGAGAAGCAUGAAGCUUCAGAACUUCAAAUAAAGCAUCAAUCUACAAGUUAUCGAAACCAACUACAACAGAAAGAGGUAGAAAUCAGCCAUCUUAAAGCAAGACAUAUGGCGCUACAAGAUCAGUUGCUGAGGCUACAGUCAGCUCAGGGAGUAAAUUCAGAAGCUGGCAGUAUACCAACAACCACAGCAUCAUCUUCAUUCAGCUAUGGUGUCAGUCAUCAAGCUUCAGCUUUCCAUGACGAUGACAUGGAUUUUAGUGAUGUAAUUUCAUCACAACAGGAAAUAAACAGAUUGUCAAAUGAAAUUUUAAGACUUGAAUCUGAAGUUGGACAUUGGAGGCGUAUUGCUCAGAUUUCUAAAACCCAAGGAUCAAACAGCUCUGAUCAAAAUGAAAUCUGUAAACUGCAAAAUAUCAUUAAGGAACUUAAACAGGACCGAAUUCAGGAAAUUGAUAAUCAUCAACAUGAAAUGUCAGUAUUACAGAAUGCACAUCAACAGAAAUUGGCAGAAAUAACUCGUCGGCAUCGAGGAGAAUUAAAUGAAUAUGAACAACAAAUUGAAAAACUGGAAAAUCUGUUACAACAAGGUGGCUCAGGAAUUUUGGUAACUGAUCACUCUAAAAUACACGAGAUGCAAACAACUGUUCAAGUUCUACAAACUGAAAAAGUAGAGUCUGCAAAAAAAAUGCAAGAACUUGAGGAUAAAAUAAAAGAUAUAAGUGAAAAAUUAUCUUCUUCAGAAAAUGAGAGAGAAGUUUUGAGGAAGGAACAAGAACAACUACAUGUGGAAAACAGGGAAAUAAUUAAAGAAUGUGAAAGCUUGAAACUGGAAUGUAGUAAAUUACAGACUUACGCUACGAAGCACAGUGAUACUGUGAAGGAAGAGGAAGGAAUUCUUCCACAGAGUCCGUCACUGGAAGAAGUGUCCAGACUACAGCAAGCAUUGUCUGAUGCUAAAAGUGAAAUAACCAGGCUGAGCCAUUUAAAUCAGGAUAGUCUCGCUGAAGACAAUCUGAAACUUGAAAUGCGUGUCCAAGUUUUAGAAAAAGAGAAUUCAUUAUUGAGUCAAGAAAAGGAACAACUUCAAGUAUCAUUUUUAAAAUUAAACAAUGAAUAUGAAGAAAUUAAAAAUACAACUAUAAGAGACAUGGAUUUGGAUUCAGAAUUAAAUGAUUUAAGACUUAAUUUGGAAGCAAAGGAACAAGAACUCAGUCAGAGUAUUACUGAAAAGGAAAUACUGAUAGCUGAGUUAGAAGAAUUGGAUAAGCAGAACCAAGAAGCUACAGAGCACAUGAUUUUGAUAAAAGAUCAGCUAUCAAAACAGCAAAAUGAGGGAGAUAGCAUCAUCAAUAAAUUGAAUAAAGAUCUAAAUGAUGAAAAAAAAAGAGUUCAUCAACUCGAAGAUGAUAAAAUGAACAUUGCUAAAGAGUUAGAUGUGCAGAAAGAAAAGUUAAUUCAACGUGAACUGGUCCUAAAUGACUUGCAGUUAACCAAGCAGGAACUAGAGGAUAAAAUAGAAGAUUUAGUAGAUCAACUAAAUAAAUCACAAAACAAUAAUUUAAAUAUCCAAAAGGAGAACAUUGAACUUAAGGAACAUAUUAAACAAAAGGAGGAGGAACUUUCUAGAGUCAGGUGUGAGUUAACUCAGCCUCUUAAUCAAGACUCAAACAGUAUUUUUAAGGAUGACUUACUUAAAGAAAAGGAAGCUGACAUCCGAAACUUAAAGCACAAUCUUUCAGAAGUACAACAGCUCAAUGAAAAUUUAAAGAAAGUUGCAUUUGAUCUCAAAAUGGAAAAUGAAAAGUUGGUUUUAGCAUGUGAAGAUUUAAGACAUCAAUUGGAAGAAUCUAUCGCUGGUAACAGUCAGAUAACUCUAGAGAAAAACACUAUUUUGGAGACUCUAAAAAUGGAAAGGGGGCAGUUAGAAGCAGAAUUGUGUCGGGCUGAAAAGAGGCUGUUGGAAGAAGCAAACAAGUAUGAACAAACCAUUGAAGAACUGUCAAAUGCGCAGAACCUGAGUGCCUCUGCUUCACAGCUGGAGCAUAAGCGUUUAAUCAAGCUCAGUCAAGAGAAGGACGUUGAAAUAGCAGAACUCAAAAAGAAUAUUGAGCAGAUAGAUACUGAUCACAAAGAGACUAAGAACAUUUUGUCAUCUAGUUUAGAAGAGCGGAAGCAAUUGACACAACUUAUAAACGAGAAAGAAAUUUUUAUUGAAAAACUUAAAGAGAGAAGUUCAGAGCUCCAGGAGGAGUUAGAGAAAUAUAUUGAGGCCUUAAGAAAAAAUGAAAAUUUGAAGCAAACCAUAGAGGAAAAAGACAAACUUCUUGGAUCCAUGAAAGAAGAAAACAAUCACCUCAAAGAAGAACUGGAACGACUCAGGGAGCAGCAGAGUCGAGCUGCACCUGUUGCUGACCCUAGAACCCUUGACUGUAUUACAGAAUUAGAAUCUGAGGUAUCUCAGCUGAAUAGGAUCAAGGAUAAUCUUGAAGAGGAAAUAAAACAUCACCGAAAGGUAAUUGAAGAUCAAAACCAGAGUAAAAUGCAACUACUUCAGUCUUUACAGGAGCAAAAGAAGGAAAUGGAUGAGUUUAAAUACCAACACGAGCAAAUGAGCGUUACGCACACCCAGCUCUUUUUGGAGAAAGAUGAGGAAAUUAAAACUUUGCAAAAAACAAUUGAAGAAAUCAAAUCCCAGUUGCAUGAAGAAAGGCAGGGCAUUCAAACAGAGAAUUCUGAUAUUUUUCAAGAAACAAAAGUUCAGAGCCUUAACAUAGAAAACGGAAGUGAAAAGCAUGAUUUAUCUAAAGCUGAAACAGAAAGAUUAGUAAAAGGAAUAAAAGAACGAGAAUUAGAGAUUAAACUUCUAAAUGAAAAAAAUAUAUCUUUAACCAAACAAAUUGAUCAGCUAUCCAAAGAUGAGGUUGGAAAACUAACUCAGAUUAUCCAGCAGAAAGAUUUGGAGAUACAGGCUCUUCACGCUCGAAUUUCUUCAGCUUCCUACACCCAGGAUAUUGUUUACCUUCAACAGCAGCUGCAGGCCUUCGCUAUAGAAAGAGAACAAGUAUUAGCUGUUUUUAGUGAGAAGACUAGGGAAAAUAGCCAUCUAAAAACAGAAUAUCACAAAAUGAUGGAUAUAGUUGCUGCCAAAGAAGCAGCCCUCAACAAGCUGCAAGAUGAAAAUAAGAAAUUGUCCACUAAAUGUGAAGGUACUGGCCAAGAUAUGUUUCGAGAAACUAUUCAGAAUUUAUCACGUAUCAUUCGAGAAAAAGACAUUGAAAUAGAUGCAUUAAGCCAGAAAUGUCAGACCUUGUUGACAGUUUUACAAACGUCCAGCACUAGUGAUGCAGUUGGAGGUGUGAAUAGUAAUCAGUUUGAGGAGCUUCUACAGGAACGCGAUAAGUUAAAACAACAGGUUAAGAAAAUGGAAGAGUGGAAACAGCAGGUGAUGACCACAGUACAAAACAUGCAACAUGAAUCAGCCCAGCUUCAGGAAGAGCUUCAUCAGCUUCAGGCACAGGUUUUGGUUGACAGUGAUAAUAAUUCUAAGUUACAAGUGGACUAUACUGGCCUGAUCCAAAGUUACGAGCAGAAUGAAACCAAACUCAAAAAUUUUGGGCAGGAAUUAGCACAGGUUCAGCACAGCAUAGGGCAGCUUUGCAACACAAAAGAUCUUCUUUUAGGAAAACUUGAUAUUAUUUCACCUCAGUUCUCUUCUGGAUCAAUGCCUGCUUCCCAGUCUGCAGAGUCUCUUAGAACCGUUAAAUCUGAAUCAUUAAGUGAGUCUUCUCAGCAAGAGAUAGACGAGCUAAGAAAGUUGCUGCAGGAGAAAGAUAAAACCAUCAGAACUCUCCAGGAAAAUAAUCACAGAUUGUCUAAUUCAAUUGCUGCCACCUCUGAGCUAGAAAAAAAAGAACACGAACAAUCAGAUUCAGAAAUUGGGCAUCUGAAAGAAAAACAAGAUAAUUUACAAAAGUCACUUAAGGAAAAAGACCUAUUAAUUAAAGCCCAAAGCGACCAAUUAGUGUCUUUAAAUGAAAAUUUCAAAAACAAGGUGAAUGAAAACGACCUACUCAGACAGGCGGUAACGAACCUGAAGGAGAGAGUAUUACACUUAGAAAUGGACAUUUGUAAACUAAAAGAGGAAAAUGAAAAAAUCAUAGAAACCACCAGGGAAAAGGAGACGGAACAGCAAGCAUUACAAGAAACUAAUAUCAAGUUUUCUAUGAUGCUGCAAGAAAAGGAGUUUGAGUGCCAUUCAAUGAAGGAGAAGGCGCUUGCGUUUGAGCAACUACUGAAAGAAAAAGAGGGCCAGACUGGGGAGUUAAAUCAGCUUUUAAAUGCAGUUAAGUCAAUGCAGGAGAAGACAGUUACGUUUCAACAGGAGAGAGAUCAAGUCAUGUUGGCCCUGAAACAGAAACAAAUGGAAAACACAGCUAUACAGAAUGAGGUUCAACAUUUACGUGACAAAGAGUUACGCUUAAACCAGGAGCUGGAGAGAUUGCGAAACCAUCUUUUAGAAACAGAAGAUUCUUACACCCGGGAAGCUUUGGCUGCAGAAGAUAGAGAGGCUAAACUAAGAAAGAAAGUCACAGCACUGGAGGAAAAGCUAGUUUCAUCCUCAAAUGCAAGCCAUCAAGCCAGUUUGCAGGUAGAGUCAUUGCAGGAACAACUGAAUAUAAUCUCCAAGCAAAGGGACGAAACUGCCCUGCAGCUGUCUGCGUGUCGGGAACAAGUAAAGCAGUAUGCGCUAUCACUGUCCAACCUGCAGAUGGUGCUAGAGCAUUUCCAGCAAGAGGAAAAAGCUAUGUAUUCUGCUGAACUAGAAAAGCACAAACAACUUGGAACUGAAUGGAAGAAAAAGGCAGAAAAUCUAGAAGGAAAACUGAUGUCCUUACAGGAGCGUUUGGAUGAAGCAAAUGCUGCGUUGGAUUCAGCAUCGAGACUCACAGAGCAGUUAGAUUUAAAAGAAGAACAAAUUGAACAACUUAAAAAACAAAAUGAGCUCCGACAAGAAAUGCUGGAUGAUGUACAAAAGAAAUUGAUGAAUGUAGUGAACAGUGCAGAAGGAAAAGUAGACAAAAUCCUAAUGAGAAACCUCUUCAUUGGACAUUUCCACACACCAAAAAAUCAGCGACAUGAAGUGUUACGAUUAAUGGGAAGCAUCCUGGGUAUCAAAAGGGAGGAAAUGGAGCAGUUGUUGAAUGAAGAUCAAGGUGGAGUUACCAGAUGGAUGACUGGGUGGCUUGGAGGAGGAUCAAAAAGUGUCCCCAACACACCUCUGAGACCAAGUCAGCAAUCUGUAUUUAAUAGUUCUUUUUCAGAACUUUUUGUUAAAUUUCUAGAAACAGAAUCUCACCCAUCUAUUCCGCCGCCAAAGCUUUCAGUUCAUGAUAUGAGACCUCUGGAUUCACCAAGGAGGAAGCUAGAUACAAAUGUACUGGAAAGUUUUCAAGAUACAACAGAGUCCAGGUCUGGCAGAAGAACGGAUGUGAAUCCAUUCUUGGCUCCCCGCUCCGCGGCUGUGCCUCUGAUUAACCUAGGUGGACGUGGACCUGGCGGGCCUGGGCACCUUCUUCUGAAACCUGUUUCAGAUGUGUUGCCCACAUUUACUCCUUUGCCAGUGUCGCCUGACAACAGUGCGGGGGUUGUGUUAAAGGACCUUUUGAAGCAAUAGGUGACUCUCAAGCCAGAGACGACACACAGAGCACUUUAGAGGAACCACGAACACUAAGUGUGUGUAUUUUAUCACGAAGUGGCCUUUUGGAAAAAGUCAUGUAUUUGUAUGCAGUUACACUUUCUCUCAAUUUAAUAAAAAUAUUCUUAAUGCUUUUAGAAAUCACAGGUGUCACAGGAGUAAGUGUUUGCUAUAUUACUGCUAUUUUCCCUUCUCUGAUUUGAUCUAAUUUAGGCUAGAAACAUUUGAUUUUUUUAUCUUAACUUAUAAAAAUAAGU